This is a messenger RNA of Nilaparvata lugens (brown planthopper), 1278 nucleotides long. RefSeq lists its product as uncharacterized. Lineage: Eukaryota; Metazoa; Arthropoda; Insecta; Hemiptera; Delphacidae. The transcript has 3 exons. Bases 141 to 827 code for a protein of 228 amino acids. The record is from RefSeq and is a predicted model, not a curated record.
CUGCAAGGUGGUCUCUGGGUCUAGUGGGUCCGCUCAGGCUCUAAGUUCACGCACCAUAUAGUUUGCUGAAGAAGUGGUGUAGUUAUUUAAAGGCGUGCACCCGACAAUCGCCUCAGCUUUUGUUCACUUGCUCCGCCGAGAUGACGAUCCUCCAGCCGUGCUUCCUUGUGUCCUUCGUCCUCUUUCCUGCCGCUGUUUGGGCGACUACCGACUCCUCAUCCUCCGCCAGCCAGGACUCCUUCGUGCCUCGUGAGAUCAAGAUGGUGUUUGACAACUGCAUGGCGCGGACAUCGCCAGGCUACUGUUUGCAGAAGAAGAUGCUGGACUUCCUGGACCGCGCGCUGACUAGAGAGCAGAUUCCGCUGGCGGAGGGAUUCACACUGGCCAGGACCAACGAUGCCAACUACACUGACGCGGAAGCGGAAGCGGCGACCGCGCGGCACGGCACCGCCAGCAUAGAGCAGCAGAUUUGGAGCAAACUCGACCGAUUCUUCAACACACGCAGUCUCUCCAUCAGUUUAGCCGAAGAAGGACGAGGCAAGAAGAAGAAAGAGUACGCGCUAUACGUGGUGGCAGUGGUGACCGCACUCUCCAUCCUUGUUCCACUCAUGCUGAAAGGCCUAGCUCUGCUCGCAGGCAAAGCGCUGCUGGUGGCCAAGACGGCCCUUAUGCUGGCCGGUCUGGCCGCAAUGCGACACUUCUAUCACCAGUCGCAGCACCAUCACGACACGGCGGUCCUGUCGGACGGCACCCACCUCAGGCGGGUCUACCUGGCGGCUGACGAGGCCCAAGCGCACAACUCCGCCUACAGUGCUUAUGCCCGCUGAUUCUCUGUGUCUAGUCCAUCUGUUAUUAUUUAUUCAAUAAAAUUGCCUUCAAAAUAAUUUCAAGAACAAUAUAGUUUCUUCAAUUCAUUUUUUUCGUAGCCUUUCGUGGAUACUUGUCUCUAUGAAAACUGCUUAUCUCUGUGGGAACUUGUUCCUGUGAGAAAGGCAUUUAUAGAAGUACUUGUUCCUAUGAAACUUUGUCUCCAAUAUCGUCACUAAUAUCUUUGACACUAAUAUCGUCUAAAAACACUACUUGUCUCUGUGAAACAUCCCUGAUACUUCUAUAGUGUGAUUCACGUUAUGAAGUCAGUGAACUGUAUACGUGGGGGUACCCCAAAAAUAGUAUUUCUCUCAUUCUCUUCCUUCUUUCUAAAAUUUAAUUAUGUUCAAGAUUACUGUUCAAGGCAAAAUGGGUUUCUCCGUGUCGUCUCCAUUAAUAAAAAUGAUUGAA